Sphenostylis stenocarpa is the source of this 1092-nucleotide messenger RNA. The record is from the annotation of a GenBank genome assembly. Lineage: Eukaryota; Viridiplantae; Streptophyta; Magnoliopsida; Fabales; Fabaceae.
AUGAUUACUGGUAAGAUUGGAAGGAGGCCUCACGUUGUUGCAGUUCAUGAAACUGGCCGAAGUGAUCGACUUGUAUUGCCAAAGAAAUUGGCCGAAGGCCUGGGAUGGGAACAAACAUACCCGUCUUCAGACGGAACAAGGAUGUUUCUGUUUAAUGAGAAUUUCCUGGUACAUCAUGACAAUAUAUCCAAGUUUCAUGUGAAACCAUCUGCAUUACCAGACAGCUGGAAGCUGAGGGAAAUAUUUGUGACUGGUGUCGUAAGUGUUUCUGACAUUGCCCUCACUGAACUUGAUCUAAAUGUGAUUAUUAGUACAGAGCUCACCAGCAGGGCAAUUUCCCAGAUGAUGAAGAAUUAUAGUAAGCGAACUGCAUUAGCUUUUCUGAGGCGGUUGAUUUCAACGUCGGAGAAGAGGAGGCAGCGGUUCGGUCUCUUAAAUAAGACUUUGUUCAUCUUGUCGAAUAAACCUUGGUCCUGUAUCUUGAUUCAAGGUUCGCAUACAGAAGGAAUUCAUCCCAAUCUGGAAAGGUACAUGAUAUUAUCCAGUAAACAUAAAGAUUGGUCUGAAACUUAUGAGCAACAGCAAGGUGUUGUUAGACAGGAAACUGGCCGAAGGUACCCAUCUUUUUCAGUGCUUGGCGAAAGCAAUGAUGUUUCUGUUUCAGCUCUUCCAGUCGAAAAAUUGAUUGUGAAAGCUGAUGGAUUGGGUGAAGAAUUUCCUGCUAUAGACCUUGAUGUGGAUGUUGAGAUGAUUACGGGUGAUCAGCUUGCCAUUGCCAAGAAAAUGGGCCGAAGAAAGCAUACACUUGAAUUGUUUGUUGCUGACUGUGCUAGAAGUGUUUCUGACAUUGCCCUCACUAAACUUGAUCUAAAUGUGAUUAUUAGUACAGAGCUCACCAACAGGGCAAUUUCCCAGAUGAUGAAGAAUUAUAGUGGGUACAUCAUGACAAUAUCCAAGUUUCAUGUGAAACCAUCUCCACUACCAGACAGCUGGAAGCUGAGGCAAAUAUUUGUGACUGGUGUUGUGUUAGACAGUUACUUUGCUUUUAAAUUGGAGCCUCAAAUGACUGUUAUCUUUCUGCCUCAUGAAUGA